Messenger RNA from Zasmidium cellare ATCC 36951, 582 nucleotides. RefSeq lists its product as uncharacterized. The record is from RefSeq and is a predicted model, not a curated record. Gene Ontology annotation, molecular function: fatty acyl-CoA hydrolase activity. The transcript is spliced from 3 exons. Bases 1 to 582 code for a protein of 193 amino acids. NCBI's taxonomy places the organism in Eukaryota, Fungi, Ascomycota, Dothideomycetes, Mycosphaerellales, Mycosphaerellaceae.
AUGCCAGCAAAAACAGCCAAAGGCCCCAUCGGCUUCGAUGUCUCCAUCUCGGAUCCGAAAGAACGCAUUCAGGCGUAUAUCGAUACGUAUAGGAAUGAUGAGGAGUAUGAGGGCUUCGAAUCCACCCUCAUGAAAUCCCUCCACAUCAUCUCCGCGUCCGUCUCCCUCCCCAACCCCAACCCCCCACAAGCAUCCUCAACCCUCGCAACAACAACCUUCGCCCUCCCCGUCGUGCCCGCGCUCUGCAACCCCAUGGGCAACAUGCACGGCGGCGCGGUCGCCACCCUCGCAGACAUGGCCACAACAAUGGCGACCGCCCCGCUCUCCCAGCGCGGCUUCUGGGAAUUCGGCGGCGUGUCGCGGACGUUGAGCGUUACGUAUCUCAAGCCUGUGAAGGUGGGUGGCGUGGUGGAGGUCGUUUGUGAGGUUAGGAGUAUUGGGAGGCGGCUUUCUGUGACGCAGUGUGUGGUGAGGGAGAAGGAGACGGGGGAGAUGUUGGCGCUUGCGGAGCAUGGGAAGAGUGCGUUGUUGGAUCAGACGUUUCCUCCGGUAAGGGGAAGAGGGGAUCGGAGUAAUCUUUGA